AUGAGUCGACAGUUUGUGCGAACGGUGAUCAAAGGCCUGAAGGGAGAGGUCGGCGACCUCAUGAGCCACACUCUCAAAGGACGUGAGCGUCAGAUGUUCCAGACUCGCCUGGAGAACUGUUUCGAGUACAACAUGGGCGAUGGGAAAUGUGCUCGGAGUGCGUUGGGGCUUGAUAUUUAUAAGGCCUUAUGCCCCACGGCCACCCAAGAAGAUCAAUUGAAUGCCGCCAAGGUGUGCAUUACCAAUGAAUUGGUGAGUUUAAGAUAUCAGAUAGCUGAAAUCUGGCUAUUUUCAGCUUCAAACCUUCCUUUUGGUCACUGAUGACAUUAUGGAUCAUGCCGUCACGAGGCGAGGGAAACCUUGUUGGUAUAUGUUGGAUGGGAUUGGUCUUACAGCUAUCAAUGAUGGUCUCUUAUUGGACUCCGCCAUAGAUCUACUGAUCAGAACAGUAAUCCCAAAUCAUCCAAAAAGGGAUAUCAUUCUAAGAGAUGUUUAUGAAGUAGGUCACGCAUAAAACAAUAUGAACCGAUUGGUUUAGACCAAAAGAGUAACGAUUAUCGGGCAAACCUUGGACUCUCUGAUGUCUGGCAUUGACGGAUGCACUUGGGAUCGAUAUCAACAAGUUGUAAAUCACAAGACCAGCCAUUACACGUACCUCCUUCCUCUUCAACUAGGAUUUCAUUUAGCCGAUCGAGCAGAUUACAAGCCUUUAGUGCCAUUUACGUUCAAAUUAGGUUAUUUCUUCCAAGCGCAGGUAUGUUAUGGAUCUUCUCCCUCAGCUGUCAUAUUUAAAUGUUUUAGGACGACUAUCUUGAUAUUUUCGGUGAUAACUCAGUUACUGGUAAAACUCCCACCGACAUAGCUGAAGGGAAAUGCACUUGGAUCAGUUGCAAAGCGUUGGAUUUGAUGAGAAAUCCAAAGAAUCCCAGAGAAGACCUUCUGAAGGAGUUCAAAGAACAUUUCAACAAAGAAGACGAUCGAUCUGUGGCCAGAGUCAGCGACAUCUUCAACGAACUCCAACUCGAUAAGGAAUUCAAAGCAUUUGAAGAGAAAGAAGUCCAGGAAUUACAUAACAUCAUCAACUCUAUCGAGCCCGAAGAACUUCGGCCGGUUUAUACGGAAUCUCUGAACUCUCUGACUGGAAGGAAAUUUUAA
Messenger RNA from Bursaphelenchus xylophilus (pine wood nematode), 1155 nucleotides. NCBI's taxonomy places the organism in Eukaryota, Metazoa, Nematoda, Chromadorea, Rhabditida, Aphelenchoididae. The record is from the annotation of a GenBank genome assembly.